AUGACCUCGCCGUGCCCAGAAGCCUGCAUUCCAUGCAAGCGUCGCAUAUACGACGCAGACGACAGCGCCAAAUUGACCUCCGAUGGAGUCGAGCCUGAGAAGAACGAUUCCGGAGCCGAAUCACCGCCUAACAGCGCUGUUGUGCAAGUUCAGGAGGAUACGGACUUGUUAUCUGAAACUCCACCCAAAAAAGCCAGAUACAUGGAUGGUCGGGAUGUUGAAGAGCCAAUGGAGGCUCCGUGGAAAGCGGAGCGCGUCGCGGGUGGGAUGGGUAACCACGGAAGUGAAAGCCUACUCGCUCUGUUGUUCUCUCUCAGCCCGGAAAAGUCCCCGCUGCGCGACGCUGCGCCCGUGUCAAUUGAAAUCAAUUUACUCGAAGGCUGCUCCGGAGCUACAACUACAAGGCACCUUUUCUCAAUGCCAGCUGCGUUGCCCACGCAACCCGUCGAACAGCACGGGCACGGGACUCGAGUUGAAAAUGAUUGUACGUACGCUCAGUACGAUAGCAAGCAGACCGUCCAGGCAGCGCAUACUGUCGCGCACAUAUCCUCAUCACAAACGAUGCCAGACAUCUCCACCCCGCCGCCAGUCAGCAUCCGCACCCCGUUCCUCGUCGCCCCUCUGGCUCAGUCAUUGCACAAAGCAAAUCGACUGCCGAUAGCCAUGCCGGCAUUCAACUCUGCCGAGUAUACCGAAUUUAUCAAAUGCGUCAGCAGGGUUGCCCAGCUGAGAGACGGCGCCAAGUCUGUAAAUGCUAACGAGUCGAACAAAUUGACCGGAGAUGGCUUCAAUGGACAGGAGAAUCGUCCACCACGGCGUUCAUCGUGCGGAAGCGUGCAAGGACAGAACCAACCGGCAGGAUCUAUCCAGGCAACAAACCCAGGCGCAUACUAUCCAUCCUCUCACUAUGCGUCAGCUGUACAGUCCCAACUCGUGAUGCCGCACAUGGCUGAGGUCCAGUUGGGGAGUAUCAGACAGCAUCUGGGGUACGAUGAACUGCCUUCUGUUGGACAUGCAGCUCCGCAACGAACGAGGCUUGAACAGCUAUUGUCGGCGAGCGAGCGAGCCUUGCCGAUGGCUGUCAUCUCGGACGGGCCACAGCCGACAGCCAUAUUCUCCAAGUUCCAAGCAGUUGCACAAAACGGUCCUCUCUAUGUGUCCUUUACACCUGAACCGCAUGUCUCUCCUGCAGGAGCCUUUGCCGACCGCGCUCCCACUGCUGCACAGUUCGGCGCAUUGUUAGGUCGUUGUGCAGCGUCGGACCACGAGGCGCUCGUACAAUUGAAACACCUAGCCAAAAACAAUGAAGGUCUCGAGAGAAUCAACAGCCUCGCUGUGCAAGUCGUCGAGGACGCUUGGGCUGCAUUCAAUGAUAGUGUGAAGGAGCGAAACGAUCAGCUCCUGCAAGCUGAACUGUUCGCUGGGUGGCUCAAUGUCCACCGAGACCUCCUGCGUAUGCUAGAAGGCCUGCACAAGUUAAAACAUCUCGUCGCGCAUAAGCGGGUCUACGGCAUGGGCAGGAUCGCGCAUGCGAUGGCCUCCUCCAUGAUCGACAGGUACACCCGUCAAGUCUCCUUGUACCUGUCCAGCGACCCUGUGGGUCAGCUAAGCCCGAGCCUGCCCGCUAUCCGGCCAACUACGUCCUCCGUGUCGGACCUCGCGCGCCAGCAAGCCGCCCGCGAGAGCAUCGUGGAGGUGCUCGGCCUGUUCGACAGCGUCCUCGCGUCGAGUGUCACGCGUUAUCGGCGCGAAUGCAAGAGCGCAAUGCAAGGGGAGAAGAUGCGUGAGCGCGAAGCGGUGCUGGGACGCGGGCUAGAUGCGCUUGUAGCUCACCUGAGAUUUGCGGACGUGCGGGAUGGCUCGAUGUUGUUCGUCGACAGUCGGCGCGCCAUGCUGGACUGGGCGAACAGUACGGGGUCACACAGUCAGAACAGCGGUGCCAUCGUAAUAAACGAGAACAGCAAUUGA
This is a messenger RNA of Laetiporus sulphureus 93-53, 1968 nucleotides long. RefSeq lists its product as uncharacterized. Lineage: Eukaryota; Fungi; Basidiomycota; Agaricomycetes; Polyporales; Laetiporaceae. The transcript has 5 exons. The record is from RefSeq and is a predicted model, not a curated record. The coding region runs from base 1 to 1968 and encodes 655 amino acids.